Molecule: messenger RNA, 207 nt
Organism: Letharia columbiana
Lineage: Eukaryota; Fungi; Ascomycota; Lecanoromycetes; Lecanorales; Parmeliaceae
Exons: 3
Coding region: 1-207 (68 amino acids)
Biological process (GO): translation; ribosomal small subunit assembly; maturation of SSU-rRNA
Cellular component (GO): ribosome; cytosolic small ribosomal subunit
Molecular function (GO): structural constituent of ribosome
Source: RefSeq, a predicted model, not a curated record
AUGGAUUCCGGAAAAAUCCCCGUCAAGCUCGUCAAGGUGACCAGGGUGCUGGGUCGCACAGGUUCCCGAGGAGGCGUCACACAGGUCCGCGUCGAAUUCAUGGACGAUACCACCCGCUCCAUCAUCCGCAACGUCAAGGGGGCCGUGCGCGAAGAUGAUAUCCUGUGCCUGCUUGAGUCGGAGAGAGAAGCUAGGAGGUUGAGAUGA